Messenger RNA from Microthlaspi erraticum, 1404 nucleotides. The record is from the annotation of a GenBank genome assembly. Lineage: Eukaryota; Viridiplantae; Streptophyta; Magnoliopsida; Brassicales; Brassicaceae.
AUGUCUCAAACCGAAAACCAUUUUGUGUUGGAUCCAAGAGAAGCCACCUUCUCGGAAUUGAUACGUCUCCUCUUCUCCUCGGAUCUCGGAAACAGAAAGUUCAUCCAUUCUUCUGAAGAGAGUGUUGAAUAUGAUCCUUGUAGAUUCCGGCGACGAUGGAUCAUCUUUGUGUCCAUCGUUAUUCAGAAACUCUUGAUUCUCCUAAAGAAACCUCUCUACUUUUUGGGAUUCACUCUUUCUUUUUGGCUCAACCUUCUUUCUUCCAAUGGUGGCUUCUUCAUGAUGCUCCCAAAUCUUUUCGAAGGAAAGUUUAUGUGGCCAGAAGAAACAUCAGCGACAUUUGCAUCGCUAAACGGAAACCUAGACCCACGAUUUGAGUUAGACCGGACAAUUGAGAGAGGAAGUAAAAGAUACAAAGCAAUGUUGUCAAUUAUGGCUUCUAAGCUGUCUUACGAGAACGUUAACUUUGUUAGCUCUGUUCUUCACAACCACUGGAAGAUGGACUUAUUGGGUUUCUACAGCUGUUGGAAUGGUUACCAGAAACAAAGGUCAACAGAGGUGAUUGUUAUAAAGGACACAACUACUGAUCCGAACCUCAUCGUCGUCAGUUUCAGAGGCACUGAUCCUUUCGACGCGGAUGAUUGGUGUACCGACUUAGACCUCUCAUGGUACGAGAUUAAGAAUGUGGGAAAGAUCCAUGGAGGGUUCAUGAAAGCUUUAGGUCUUCAGACAGAAGGAUGGCCUAAAGAAGAAAAGUUCGAUAAAACCCAAAAAGAACAAACUCAUUAUGCGUACUACACUAUUAGGCGUUACUUAAAAGAGAUUCUUGACCAAAACCCGACAUGCAAAUUUAUCCUGACCGGACAUAGCCUAGGUGGGGCUCUAGCGAUUCUAUUCACGGCCGUGUUGGUGAUUCACGGCGAAGAGGAAAUGCUAGAGAAGCUCGAAGGAGUUUACACGUUUGGGCAGCCACGAGUAGGAGACCAUGAGUUUGGAAAGUUUAUGAAAAGUUCGUUGAAGAAGUUUGAGGUGAAGUACGAAAGAUAUGUUUAUUGCAAUGACAUGGUUCCUAGGUUGCCUUUCGACGACAAGACACUCAUGUUCAAACACUUUGGGCCCUGCCUUUACUAUGACAGUUUCUAUAGAGGAAAGGUAGAGGAAGAGGAACCAAACAAAAACUACUUCAACAUCUUAUGGGCUAUACCGAAGAUAAUGAACGCGGCGUGGGAGUUGAUAAGGAGUUUCAUCAUACCGCAUUGGAAAGGUGAAGAGUACAAAGAAGGAUGGCUCUUGAAGUGUUUUAGGGUUGUCGCAUUGUUGAUUCCUGGAUUGCCUGCUCAUUUUCCUAACGAGUACGUUAAUGUCACCCUCUUGGGAGACUUGACUGAUUCGCACCUUGACUAA